Thlaspi arvense is the source of this 1432-nucleotide messenger RNA. NCBI's taxonomy places the organism in Eukaryota, Viridiplantae, Streptophyta, Magnoliopsida, Brassicales, Brassicaceae. The record is from the annotation of a GenBank genome assembly.
CGACAAUACAUUCAAACAAAUAAUAUCCUCCCUCUUAAGGCAACUAAAUUUCAAGAAUCAUAUGGCCAGGACUAAUCCGCCGGACGGUGGAGGGUCCGAUCCAAAUGACAAUACAUCCGUUCGUUACAAAGUAUCACUUCCUCCGAAGGAAGGUUUGCUAAAGGACUUCAAGUCGGUGAUUCAAGAAACUUUCUUCCACGAUGCGCCUCUAAGGGAUUUUAAGGGCCAAACCGCAUCUAAAAAGACGUUGCUCGGGAUCCAAGCUGUCUUCCCGAUAAUUGGAUGGGCCAGAGAGUACAAUCUUCGAAAACUUAGAGGAGAUGUUAUUUCUGGUCUCACCAUUGCUAGUCUUUGCAUCCCUCAGUGGAAUUGGCAGACUAUUCUCAUUGGUGCAAGUUUCUUGACCUUCAUUCUCGUCGCUAAAUUCAUUGGGAAAAAGAACAAGAAACUCUUUUGGGUUCCGGCAAUUGCUCCUCUUAUUUCCGUCAUUGUCUCCACUUUUUUUGUUUUCAUAACUCGUGCUGACAAACAAGGAGUCCAAAUUGUGAAGCAUAUAGAUCAAGGAAUCAAUCCGAUUUCUGCUAAUAAGAUUUACUUCUCCGGAAAAUAUUUGUCCGAAGGGAUCCGAAUUGGAGGCAUUGCUGGUAUGGUCGCCUUAACGGAGGCUGUUGCAAUUGGAAGAACAUUUGCGGCUAUGAAGGACUAUCAAAUAGAUGGGAACAAAGAGAUGAUUGCACUGGGUAGUAUGAAUGUAAUCGGUUCACUCACCUCCUGUUACAUUGCCACUGGUUCCUUUUCUCGAUCUGCUGUUAAUUUCAUGGCGGGAUGUCACACAGCAGUUUCAAACAUAGUGAUGGCCAUAGUGGUAGCUCUAACCUUAGAGUUCAUCACACCACUCUUCAAGUACACUCCGAACGCCAUUCUCGCUGCCAUCAUUAUAUCUGCGGUACUCGGUCUUAUCGACAUUGAGGCAGCCAUUCUCAUAUGGAAGAUCGAUAAACUCGACUUCUUGGCUUGCAUGGGAGCUUUCUUUGGAGUCGUUUUCGUCUCUGUCGAGAUCGGUCUCUUGAUCGCCGUGGUGAUAUCAUUUGCGAAAAUAUUGUUGCAAGUGACGAGACCAAGAACGGCUAUUCUAGGAAAGCUUCCAAAUACGAAUGUGUAUCGGAACACUCUGCAGUAUCCAGCGGCUACCAAGAUUGCUGGAAUUAUGAUCAUCCGUGUUGAUUCCGCCAUAUACUUUUCUAACUCCAACUACGUCCGAGAAAGGUCAUUAAGAUGGUUGCGAGAAGAGGAAGAAAAAGCUAAAGCAGCAGACAUGCCGCCAAUUAAGUUUGUCAUUCUUGAGAUGUCACCUGUUACUGAUAUCGAUACCAGUGGUAUCCAUUCACUAGAAGAACUUCACAAGAGUCUCGAGAAGAAACAUAUCCAGUUU